Molecule: messenger RNA, 912 nt
Organism: Prorocentrum cordatum
Lineage: Eukaryota; Dinophyceae; Prorocentrales; Prorocentraceae
Source: the annotation of a GenBank genome assembly
GUCCCGAAAACGGCCCCCAGAGGCCAAACACUAUGAAAAAAAAAGGCGACGAAAAGCAACUAAUGCACCUGCAAAAUUGCAGUGCAUUUUCAGAGCAGUGCAGUGAAAACUGGGACAUCCGAAGCCGCCAUCCCGAAUGGCUCCUGGGCGGCCCGGCAAACACUGCGACGGAGAAGCCAAAAAGCCACGCGGCAUGAGCGGCAGAAGCGGGGUACGCCGCAGAGAAAUCGCAAUGACGAAGAGUGGCGCUUCGAAGUGACACCCCCCAUGCAUCCUGAAGGGCCCCUGGGCGGCCUGGCAAAGACUGCGACGGAGAAGCCACGGAGGCACACGGCGCGAGCGGCAGAAGCGGGGCACGCCGUGGGCAGGCAACACAGAGACAGUGUGCCGGGCACGAGCAGAUAUAUAAAGGCAGACUGCCCCCCGUGGCUGAGGCGGGGCGGCUCGAGCAUCGAGCCAAGCUGCCAGACGGGCGCGAGCCGUGGAAGCGACGGCCGCGCGGACGUGGCUCGGCCCCACCAGAUCGGCUGCAGGCAGGAGCGGCGCCCCGCCAGAGAGGCCCGUGGUGCGCGGCGUCAGGUGGGGGGCGCGGGUGGGCCAACCAUGCAGUCGGGCGUGUCCCCCCUAUACAGGGGAAUUCCGGGCGAAGAAUCAGAAGUACUCCAAACGAGGAGGAGGAGGAGGAGGCGCCCCGAGAGUGCGCGGGCACGGCGCCGCGCCGCGCCCGCACGCCGCGCGCGAGUGGGGGGCCGCGCGCCCACGCGGCACGCCCCCGGGGAGCGGCUGCCGCGGGGCCUGCCGUGGGGCGCCGCCCGGUCCGCCCUGCCCCCAGGGGCGCAGCCUCGCCCUCCCGAUAUCGCCGACGUCGGCGAUCGGGAGGGCGCCUAAAAACCAAAAAACGAGACAUCGCAA